AUGCCUGUUACAGAGCGAUCUCAAGUCCCUCAACCUCCUAGUCAUCGCUCAGAUGUGAUUUACGACACCCGUAUACUGGUAGGAGAUGUAUCCCUUCAUUCCGUUGUACCAACCACACUCACCAAGCCUCAACAGCAACGACUGAAGAGCAUCAUUCGGGAGUCAAUGAAGGGCGAUCAUAAUAGCGGGAAUAUCAAACAGGUAUCUGAUGUUUGGAUAGACGGUAUGACAGACGACGGAGGUAGUUUCUUCACUGCUAAAGGGACGAUCAAGAGCAUCGCCCCGAAGUCGAACGGACAAGCAGGAAAGGAUGAAACGGAAGAAGAGGUUUUAGUCUUGGUACAUGAGCCUAGACAUGUCACACCUACAGCUCAUCAGCAAGAAUGGUCUUAUGGCGAGACACCCGCACCUUCAAGAGUGUUAUACCUUUUCCAUCCCCCCAAACCUCCUUCUGCGAGUUACGUUUCAACAAACUUGAAUUUAAAUGCUUGGGAAUGGGUGGAGUCAGCUAUGGAAAGCCUGGAAAGAGCAUUUUGGGGUAUAUUGAUGCCUUCAGUCAGUGGAGUAGUUGGAGUAACAGAGAAAGUAGGAAACGGUUUCGCCAAUAUCAUCAAUAUCCUUCCUUCUCCCGCGACUUUAUCUUUGGAGGGUACAGUAGCUUGGGAGACGAGUACAUCGAUCCAAAAUCCGACUGACCCAAAACCGAAGAAAGAAGAUCAUAAAUCGACGUAUAAUUUUUCAGCUACUGCUUCCCUUCGAAAAGAAUUUCAAGCUAAGAAACAUCUUUAUGACCAAGAAACAAUAUACACACUUCGUAUGCCACCUAACGCGGUCAACGGGGAUAGGUUGGAUAUCGGUCCCACAGCUAAGCCGGUUCAUGUAAGGAAGAGAUCCGCUAUACCUCAGUGGAAUGAUAAUGUUGAUGAUGGGAGGCAUGAUCUGGGUUUAGGACGGGCAGUAGGCAUGGGCAUAGGCAUGAGGGUAUAA
Messenger RNA from Kwoniella shivajii, 987 nucleotides. RefSeq lists its product as uncharacterized. The record is from RefSeq and is a predicted model, not a curated record. Bases 1 to 987 code for a protein of 328 amino acids. NCBI's taxonomy places the organism in Eukaryota, Fungi, Basidiomycota, Tremellomycetes, Tremellales, Cryptococcaceae. The transcript has 3 exons.